Metopolophium dirhodum (rose-grain aphid) is the source of this 940-nucleotide messenger RNA. RefSeq names its product large ribosomal subunit protein mL43 (gene mRpL43). Bases 173 to 745 code for a protein of 190 amino acids. Gene Ontology annotation, biological process: mitochondrial translation. The transcript has a single exon. Gene Ontology annotation, cellular component: mitochondrial large ribosomal subunit. NCBI's taxonomy places the organism in Eukaryota, Metazoa, Arthropoda, Insecta, Hemiptera, Aphididae. Gene Ontology annotation, molecular function: structural constituent of ribosome. The record is from RefSeq and is a predicted model, not a curated record.
CACAGCAGUACUGCACACGAGUUUAGUAUUAAUAAUUAAUAUUAAGUAUUCACUAUUCAGGGCUCAGGCUACAGACAUUCAACUCUCAAUAUUAUUCUCAGUAAUUGUUUCAACUCCAAAGUCAUAAAACCUGUUGUUUUUAAACUAAUAAAUAAGAAUAAAUCAUAUCACCAUGUCGAGCAGUCGUUUUACACCAAGAGGUUUUCCUAGAGUUCCGCUUCAAAAUGGUAUUGGGCGUUAUAUCUGUCAAUUGAAAAGAGUCACAUUAAGAUUUUGUAAGAGCAGUGGAUCUAGUCGUGGAAUCCGUGAUUUCAUCGAAACAGAUCUAGUAAGUUUUGCACAAGAUCACCCAGGUACAGCUUUGUACUUGAAGCCUCGUCGUCACAAGUCACCUUCAUUUGUCGCCGAAUAUUUGAAUGGCGAACGCGAAGUAAUCAGUUGUCACAAUUUCACUGCACAACAAAUGAUCAAGUGGUUAAAUUUAUACACCACCCGAUCUGGUAUACCGCUUAUGAGGUAUGUAAAAAUGUGGCAUACAGAAUGCCCUUCUAUUCAAGGAGUCUGGAGUCCUUUUACAAACAAGGAUCCUGCAUUAAACAUUACACAGUUUCCAUCUGAGAUGUUAUCAAGGCCUGUAUGGGAAGAAAAAUCAGCAACAGAAGAGUUAAUAGAAAUGAUAAAUAAACAAAAAAUCAGCGAUGAAAAUGAUGACGAUACACAGAAGGUUCAAGCAGCUCAUGUGUAAAUGAAAAGUUUUCAAAAAAUCGUUAGUUACAUGAUUUAAUUAAAAUUUCUUACAAUAAAAUACUAUUCUCUGUUUUAUAUGAUGAUUUUUUUUUUUUUGUAGUAUUUGUACAAAUAAGUAUAUUUUUAAUAAUUAAUAUUUGUAUUACCUAAGUUAAAUCAAUAAAAUAUACCUAGCUAUAAUUAUUAGUUUAAA